This is a messenger RNA of Aphanomyces invadans, 1164 nucleotides long. RefSeq lists its product as hypothetical. Gene Ontology annotation, cellular component: membrane. The record is from RefSeq and is a predicted model, not a curated record. Gene Ontology annotation, biological process: transmembrane transport. The coding region runs from base 1 to 1164 and encodes 387 amino acids. The transcript is spliced from 2 exons. NCBI's taxonomy places the organism in Eukaryota, Oomycota, Saprolegniomycetes, Saprolegniales, Verrucalvaceae. Gene Ontology annotation, molecular function: ATP binding; ATP hydrolysis activity; ATPase-coupled transmembrane transporter activity.
AUGUGCGCAUCCGAAGCUGUGGCCUCAUGCGCUCGCGUUGGUAAGUUCAUGGCAGCCAAAGAAGUCGCAACACAGGCUGCCAUUCAGGCUAGCGAUGAUGGCUGCGUCAAAGUCGAAUUCCAAAAUGCACACUUCUCGUGGAGUCAUGAAGGCUCUUGUUCUACCUCGAUCACGUCCCCUGUCCCCAUGACCCUGAAGGACAUUACGUUGACGCUUGUCCCGAAGACCCUGACCAUCGUGGUCGGUCCAGUCGGCAGCGGCAAGUCGAGCCUCGUCAGCGCCAUCUUGGGCGAAAUCCACCAAGUCGGCGGCACCCGCACCGUCGCCGGACGCGUCGCGUACGCCAAUCAAGAAGCGUGGAUCCAGCACGCCACACUCCAAAACAACAUCCUGUUCACCGCCGACAUGCACGCCGACAAGUACGACCGAGUGCUGUCGGCAUGCCAGCUCAAGCCGGACCUGGCCAUGCUGCCGGACGGCGACCAGACCGAGAUCGGCGAGCGAGGCAUCAAUUUGAGUGGCGGCCAGAAGGCCCGCGUGAGUCUGGCCCGAGCCAUGUACCGGUCGGACGCCGCCGACCUCAUCCUGCUGGACGACCCGUUGAGUGCGCUGGACGUCCAUGUGGCCGGCGCGGUGUUCCGGGAGUGCGUGCAAGGGAUGUUGCAGGACAAGACGGUCGUGCUGGUGUUGAACAGCCACUACCACUUCCUCCCCCACGCGGAUCGCGUGGUCGUGAUGGAGGACGGCGCGAUCGUCGGCGACGGCUCGUUCGACUCCAUCAAGGACGCCUUUCCACACCUUAUGAGCUCCUCCGACAAGGUUGAUGCCUCCCCGCCAACACAUGCUGCGACACAACCCACAGUGAGCGCACAGGUCAAGGGCGGCGAGUUGAUGACAAAGGAGGAACGCAGGGUCGGCAACGUGAUGUUUGCAACUUAUGCGUCUUACUUCAGCGCUUCAGGCUGGAAUCAAUGGCUGGUCGUGGCGGCCAUUGCAGCUGCGUACACGCUAUCCCAGGCUGACUUGACGAUGGCCGAUUGGUUCAUGGGGUACUGGGCCAAACACCCAGGCAACAAUGGCUCGUCGACCGUGACGUACGUGGUGCUCGCAGCUAUGGCAAUGGUGCUGGUGUGGGGUCGAAGCUUGUUUGUGCUACUGUCGUGA